Messenger RNA from Aureobasidium vineae, 726 nucleotides. The record is from the annotation of a GenBank genome assembly. Lineage: Eukaryota; Fungi; Ascomycota; Dothideomycetes; Dothideales; Saccotheciaceae.
AUGUCGACCCCUUCCAAAGGUGCUGUCUCAACGCCCGACAAAUGGCCUUCGCGGUAUGGAACAACUCCAGCAAAACUCCAACUUGUCCCCUGCGGUGCUUAUACCUUCAAUAGCGAACACUUUCAAGAAACAGUCACUCUGAUCGUCGGAAUAGAGAAGAAGGCCUACAACGUGCGCAAAGACCUGCUCUGUUUCUACUCUGACUACUUCCGUGCUGCUUUUCAGGGCUCGUUCAAGGAGGCUACUGAACGCAAGAUCGACCUUCCCAGAGUGACUAAGGACGUUUUCGAGCAUUUCCAAGUCUGGCGCUACACUCGCAAGCUCGAUACUGCGGCUCUUACUUUCGAUACAAUGGCUAGGCUCUGGAUCUUCGGCGACAAACACCAGAUUCCGCUCCUUCAAAACCAAGUCAUGGACAGCAUCUUUGCCAAGUGCACGACGACUAAAAACAUCGACCCUGGCGCACUUCCUGCAGUAUAUGCACGGACUGUGGCAAGAUCUCCGCUGCGCAAGGCUUUCAUUGAAAUCAUAGGCUGGACAGUGGGAAUCGAGUCUGAGCCGGACACGUUCCUUUCUAGAAACGCAGUAAACUGGACAAACGAGAUCUUUGUGGAUCUUGUGAUUGCAGUGCAUCAGUCUCGUGUGAGCCAAGAUGUCAAAUUCCCUGCUCUUCCCAAGAGAGACAAGUGCUUCUUCCAUAUUCACAGCAAGGAUGAGCAUUGUUGA